UGCUUCUCUUCUCUUCACCAAAACCCCUUCACUCUCCAUUUCCUCCUCCCCAAAACCCUAAACCUCUUCCCCUCACCGCCACAAUGGCGUCCCGUCUCCGCCACUCUCUCCGCCGCUACUCCACCAUCCUCUCCCCAAACUCAUCAACGCCACUAACCGCAAAGGAGAAGUCAAGAACCGCCCUCCACCUCCUCAAAUCCGAAACCAACCCGGAACGCAUCCUCGACAUCUGCCGCGCCGCCUCUCUCACCCCGGACUUCCACCUCGACCGCAUCGCCCUCUCCGUCGCCAUCUCCAAACUCAAAGACGGCAACCACUUCUCCACCAUCGACCAAUUCCUCCGCGACCUCCCCACCUCCCGCCCUGACCUCCACAACGAGCGUUUCCUCUCGCAAUCCAUCGUGCUCUACGGCCAGGCCAGAAUGCUCCCCAACGCCGUCACCGCCUUCACUCGCAUGCGCGACGAGUUUCAAAUCACCCCCUCCGUCAAGUCCCUCAAUGCCCUCCUCUUCGCUGCUCUCAUUGCCAAGGACUACAAAGAGGUAUCUCGAAUCUACCUCGAUUUCCCGAAAAAUUAUUCGAUUCAACCCGACGUAGAAACGUAUAAUACAGUUAUUAAGUCGUUUGCUGAAUCUGGUUCAACUAGUUCUGUGUACUCAAUUUUGUCUGAGAUGGAUAGGAAUUCGGUUAGGCCUAAUGCGGUUACGUUUAGCAACGCGAUCGAAGGGUUUUAUAGCGAGAAGAAGUUCGAGGAAGUGGGGAAGGUGUUGAAGAUGAUGGAGGAGAAGUAUGGGAUGAGUCCUGCUCUUAGUACCUAUAAUGUUAGGAUUUUAAGUUUGUGUAAGUUGAAGAGGACUUCUGAAGCCAAGGCUUUGCUCCAAGGGAUGAUUUCUGGAGGGCGAAAGCCGAAUUGGGUUAGUUUCUCGCAUUUGAUUCAUGGGUAUUGCUGGGAAGGGAACCUUGAUGAGGCUAAGAAGGUGUUUGCUGACAUGAAGAAAAGGGGUUACAAGCCUGAAUCGCCUUGUUAUUUUACACUGGCUCAUUUUCUGUGUGAAGGUGGGGAUUUCGAGUCUGCUUUCGAGAUUACAAAGGAAAGUAUGGAUAAAGGUUGGGUUCCUAAUUUCACCACCAUGAAAAAACUUGUGACUGGGCUUGUUGGUGUCUCCAAGACUGAUGAUGCUAAAGAGCUCAUUAAGCAAGUCAAGGAGAAGUUUACUGAAAGCAGCGACAAGUGGGACGAAAUUGAAGCUGAGUUGAUUAAGUGAUUGGUAGUGUGGUCUGUGCUUGGAUUAUUUUUUGGUCAAUUUGAAGGGCAAUCUGGAAGAUUGAAUUAACUCAGGAACAUUGGCUUAGAGAUGGCUUUCUUUUGUUUUGCCAUUUCCUCUGGCACUGGUAGCCAGACAAGUUUUUUGAACAUGUUUGCCAUUGUUGGACAUGCUUUAUUUUCUUGUAUGGCCAAUAAAAGAAUUGGUAGUGGUUAGCUGAUA
Messenger RNA from Lotus japonicus, 1487 nucleotides. RefSeq names its product pentatricopeptide repeat-containing protein At1g61870, mitochondrial. The coding region runs from base 84 to 1265 and encodes 393 amino acids. The record is from RefSeq and is a predicted model, not a curated record. NCBI's taxonomy places the organism in Eukaryota, Viridiplantae, Streptophyta, Magnoliopsida, Fabales, Fabaceae. Gene Ontology annotation, molecular function: protein binding. The transcript has a single exon.